GCACAAAUAAUUUUAUGCAUGAAACCAAUGGCAAUUUAAAAUCCUGUCAUAGGGUUGUGAACAACUGGAUUUAGCCAUCACUAAAGAGUACAGGCGCGUUCAUACAGGUGUUACCUCUGACAAAACCUGUCAUCUGGUGAAUCUUUGCAUGUGAAAGUGCAGAAUAAUUGCAUCAAAUGUAUAAUUUAGGGGAAAUUCUUUCAACGACGGAUAUGAGGAGUCACCGACGCGACUGGGGUCCACAGGUCUUUCAAACUGGGGGGCUGAAGUCCGGCUCGUCCCGAUCCAGUUUUUAACCACCAGGAUGCAUAACUGGACAAAUCAUUCAAUCUGCCCAUUUAACUGCACAACGGACGACAACACAACUAAUGGAAGAAAUGACUUUCCUGUUACCCUUUUUCCAGUACCGAUACUGACUGGGAUAACCGUUACAUGCACGCUACUUUUUCUCAUUGGAGUUACGGGGAAUUUAAUGACGAUUAUGGUGGUCACCAAAUAUAAGGACAUGAGGACGACCACCAAUCUGUACCUAUCCAGCAUGGCGCUUUCCGAUCUUCUGAUUUUCCUCUGCAUGCCCCUCGACCUGUACAGAGUCUGGCGGUAUCGUCCGUGGAAUUUCGGGGACUUGCUUUGUAAACUCUUUCAGUUCGUCAGUGAGAGCUGUACUUACUCCACCAUCCUCAACAUUACCGCUCUCAGUGUGGAGAGGUACUUCGCUAUUUGUUUUCCUCUCAGGGCAAAGGUAGUGGUGACAAAAGGACGAGUUAGAGGUGUUAUCCUCGUACUCUGGAUGGUGGCAUUCUUCAGCGCUGGACCCAUAUUUGUCCUUGUUGGUGUGGAGCACGAGAGCGGAACAGAUUCCUGGGAGACGAACGAAUGCAAGGCAACGGAGUAUGCCAUCAGAUCCGGUCUCCUGACCAUUAUGGUGUGGGUUUCCAGCAUCUUUUUCUUCUUGCCCGUGUUUUGUCUUACUGUCCUGUACAGUCUAAUUGGGAGAAAGUUAUGGAAGAGAAAGAAAGAGACUAUAGGACCCAACAUCUCAAGUCGGGACAAGAAUAAUAAGCAAACUGUAAAAAUGCUGGCUGUGGUGGUGUUCGCCUUUGUGCUGUGUUGGCUGCCGUUUCACGUGGGACGCUAUUUGAUUUCCAAAUCAUCCGAAGCUGGCUCCCCUCUAAUGUCGCUUAUAAGCGAGUACUGCAACCUGGUCUCCUUUGUGCUUUUUUACCUCAGCGCCGCCAUCAAUCCCAUCCUUUACAACAUCAUGUCCAAGAAAUACAGGAUUGCCGCUUGCAGACUUUUCGGAUUGAAGCAGGCCCCGCGAAGGACUGCAUCCGCCAUCAAAAGCGAAAGCUCCCCCGGGUGGACUGAGUCGAGCGUGAGCAUGUGAUUUCUGAAAAAAAGAUGCCGCCCAUAAUUGUGCUUUUUGCGCACCUUGAGCUGCUCGAACAUGCAACGCUCCGUCUGAACCGAACUGUUUUCUUGGCGGGUGAAUUAACGUACUGUAGGCUACUGAGAAAAAAAGAUGGAUCUGAGAUUUUUGGGAAGAUAACGUAUGGUAAGGGACAAUGCAGCCAAAUGGACUGGGUGUACCAAAAAAUC
This is a messenger RNA of Anguilla anguilla (European eel), 1599 nucleotides long. RefSeq names its product growth hormone secretagogue receptor a (gene ghsra). The transcript is spliced from 2 exons. Gene Ontology annotation, molecular function: growth hormone secretagogue receptor activity. The record is from RefSeq and is a predicted model, not a curated record. The coding region runs from base 305 to 1387 and encodes 360 amino acids. Gene Ontology annotation, cellular component: plasma membrane. Gene Ontology annotation, biological process: G protein-coupled receptor signaling pathway; hormone-mediated signaling pathway. Lineage: Eukaryota; Metazoa; Chordata; Actinopteri; Anguilliformes; Anguillidae.